Messenger RNA from Ordospora pajunii, 990 nucleotides. Its product is annotated as ZIP zinc transporter. The coding region runs from base 1 to 990 and encodes 329 amino acids. Gene Ontology annotation, cellular component: membrane. Gene Ontology annotation, biological process: zinc ion transmembrane transport. The transcript has a single exon. Lineage: Eukaryota; Fungi; Microsporidia; Ordosporidae. The record is from RefSeq and is a predicted model, not a curated record. Gene Ontology annotation, molecular function: zinc ion transmembrane transporter activity.
AUGAAUAUUAAUUCCAUGGUGUUUGCAAGCAUUGUGUUCUUGAUUUCGUUGGUAAUAUGUAUAUCACCAAGAGCGAUAUCUUCUGGGUCGUUUAAGAAGGUGUUUCCGUUUUUGACGCUUUUAACAGCAGGAUUUAUGCUUGGCGUUCAACUGCUUGAACUGAGCCCUCAUAUGGCAUCGAGCUGUGAUGGGCCCAAGGAGCAUCAUGAUCACGGUGAAGGUAGCACCAGCCCGGAUACCGAUAUUGGGCAUGAGCAUACACAUGGCCAUGAUGACAACCAAAGCAUUUUUGCAUUCUUUACAGCAGGACUGUCAUUCAUACUUCUGCUGGCAAUUGAUUCAAUUGUUUUGAAGCAUGACCAUUGCGAAGGCAGUGAAAUUGCACACUCGCAUCAAUGCCAUGGAGUUGAGCAUGAGCAUGACCGUUCUGAAGAUGCAAACAAGACUGCGGAAGAAAUGAAAUGUGAGGAAUCAUUGAAAAGGGAAGAAAAAAAGGCACAGUCGGAAAAUAUGGGCUGUUGCGAUACAAAUGCCAUAAAGAACGCAUCAUCGAAGGCACAGGUGUUUAUUUUUAUUCUGGGGAUUUCGAUUCAUUCGUUUUUUGAGGGUUUGGCAUUCAACUCGAUUGAAAGAAUUGGGUCGCUUGAAAUAGGACUGUUGUUUCACAAGAUGCUUGAGUCUUUUGCACUUGGCGUCCCGCUGUUUACUUCUGGAAUGGGGUUUUUCAGUGGGCUAAUGCUUGCAGUGUUCUACUCAGCACUUACACCGAUUGGAAUUAUGCUUGGGUCAGCACCUGGGUAUCUGAACCAGCCAAUAAUCAAGAGUGUGUUCCGAGGGCUUGCACUUGGGAGUAUAAUGUUUAUGGUGUCUAUAGAGAUGAUACCGCCGAUGUUCAAUCAUCCGAAAGUGAAUCGGGUGCAUGCAUUGCUUGUGCUUCUUUCAGGAUAUUUAUUGAGUUCCAUGAUGAUUUAUCAUUCGCACUCUCACUGA